UCUUUUACAACCGCAGCUUCACAUUAUAUCUGUAAAUACAAAAAUGCUCUGUUAGGGCCGUCCAGCACUGAGCUCACCUCACGUUAAAGGACCUGUUGCAACUUCAAGGUAGCGAACACAAGAGCAGAGAGAGUGGGAGGAUCGCUCUGUUUCUAUCCAGGUGAGCCACUGCAUGCUUUCGAAAAAAAGCAAGAUGCCUAUUGCAGCCUGACGCCUCACACAAUGAGGUGCAUCCUACAGAUUAGGGAACGCAUUAGCUGAAGGGUUAGUUUGCAUUCUUUUGAAACUUUUUAUGCUGUCUUUGAAGAAUAUUGUCACACAAGCGGAAAUUGUGAACGUAUGGGAUCUAUAUAGGGCUGUUAUCUGGAGUGGAUUACUGAAGUACAUGAACUGUGUGAGUAACAGGCUGGCUUCACACAGACAGAGGUCCUUGAACAUCUCAGUGGGAAUACUAAAGCUUUCGUCUCUUAAGUUGGUACUGGUCAAGACAAAACAACCAGCAGCAUGUUGCACACAGUCAGUGAGUGGCUGUGGUGGGAUCGCCUGUGGCUGCCAGAAAAAGUCUCCUGGUCUGAUCUGGAGGACAGUGAAGGUUGUGUUUACGCUAAAGCCUCUCAACUCUACGCUGCACUGCCCUGUGCCCUCUGCCUGCUCUUCAUCAGAUUCCUGUUUGAGAGGUAUCUGGCCACACCACUGGCUGAUCUUUGGGGAGUCAGGGAUCGUGUUCGUCUCACAGCAGAGCCAAACCCUGUCUUAGAAAAGUACUUCUGCAGCCAAGCACGGUUUCCUUCACAGACUGACUUGACGUAUCUUUGUAAGAAGACCAGCUGGCCAGAAAGGAAAGUUCAAGUGUGGUUCAAGAGGAGGAGGAACCACGAGCGUCCAGGUUUCCGCAAGAGGUUCUGCGAGGCCAGUUGGAGAUGUGUGUUUUAUUUGUUUGCAUUUGUUGCCGGAGUGCUUGCUCUCUAUGAUAAACCUUGGCUUUAUAAUCUGAAAGAGGUUUGGGCAGGCUUUCCUAAACAGUCCAUGCUUCCAUCUCAGUACUAUUAUUACCUCUUGGAAUUGGGCUUCUAUCUUUCUCUGCUUCUUAGCCUCACAUUUGAUGUGAAACGGAAGGACUUUAAAGAGCAGGUGACCCAUCACAUAGCCACACUGACUCUUCUGAGUUUCUCCUGGAUUUCAAACUACAUCCGGAUAGGAACUCUUGUGAUGGCCUGUCAUGACUCGGCUGACAUACUGCUUGAGGGUGCAAAGGUAUUUAACUAUGCAAAGUGGCACUGGUCUGCUAACACCACGUUUGUGGUGUUCACAGCUCUCUUUAUGCUGACCAGACUUGUCAUUUUUCCUUUUUGGCUGAUACACUGUACAUGGGUGUACCCACUGGAGGAGUUUGCUCCCUUCUUCGGCUAUUACUUCUUCAAUGUGAUGUUAUUGGUUCUUCAGAUACUCCAUAUUUACUGGGCUGUUCUCAUAUCGCGAAUGCUUUUAAAGUUAAUAUUCAGUAAGCUGGAAGGUGACGAUCGGAGUGAUGAAGAAGAGGCUGACAGUGAUUCACCAAAGGAAAGAAACAACAAAUUGAGUCACAUUAACGGCUCUGGAGCCAGAGGCCGUGCAAAUGGUCACUGACACGUUUACUGAUAAAAGGAGAUGGACAAAAAGGGAAAUGAACAGCAGACAUGAGGACCUGGGUUUCAGCAGCUGGAAUAUAAUGGCACUUCAAAAAAUAGUAGAUACACUCAAGCAACAAUAAUUAUAUGCAAAGGAACUGUGAAGGAUUGUAGUCAGACAACAUAAUUUGAAGCUUUGUCCUUUCUGGAGUUCGCUGAAUUCAAAAUAACUACUAAUCUGUUUGAAGUCAUUAUUAAAAAUACAGGAAUACUCUUUAAAAUGAUGUGUUUUUUAUGUUGUUGAGAAUAAUAUAGUUGAUCAUGGAAAUUAUAAAAUUCAAUACGUGUUUGUAUGUGCUUCAACGUGUGUUUGGUGAGGCACAUCGUGCGAAGCUCUACA
Eleginops maclovinus (Patagonian blennie) is the source of this 2007-nucleotide messenger RNA. It is a transcript of the gene cers3b, whose product is annotated as ceramide synthase 3b. Gene Ontology annotation, cellular component: membrane. NCBI's taxonomy places the organism in Eukaryota, Metazoa, Chordata, Actinopteri, Perciformes, Eleginopidae. The record is from RefSeq and is a predicted model, not a curated record. The coding region runs from base 505 to 1626 and encodes 373 amino acids. Gene Ontology annotation, molecular function: DNA binding; sphingosine N-acyltransferase activity. The transcript has 12 exons. Gene Ontology annotation, biological process: ceramide biosynthetic process.